AUGGCUCCCAUCGCAGUCACACCUCCCAACCACAACGAGACCGUCACCAAUCUCACACAAGCCGGCAUCAAAUCGGCGCUCCUCAAGAAUGCGCCUGAGCAAGUAAACUCGGCCUCCCUCACAACCUCCACCACAGCUACACCGCCAAAUGAGCUUCAAGUCCAGCAAAAGGAAAUCGUCGAUGCGCCUCUCGCAAGUCUCGAUGCCUCAAAAGUCACAUGCACCUACACCACCACACCCCGCACCGUCCCCGCGGUAGGCUCAGCGGAAAUGGCGAGCCAAAAGGUGUGCACCGACCACAUGGUUCAAGCCAAGUGGACCGUCGAGUCUGGCUGGGAAGCACCAACAGUACAGCCCUACGGCCCCAUUUCUCUUGCACCUACAGCAUCAUGCCUACACUACGCAACCGAGUGCUUCGAAGGCAUGAAGCUCUACCGCGGCUACGACGGCAAACUGCGCCUCUUCCGACCGGACCUCAACUGCCGCCGCAUGCUCAUGUCCACGAACCGCAUCGCGCUGCCCGCCUUUGACCCCGAGGAACUUCUCAAGCUCAUCGUCAAGCUGUGUGCUACCGAUGGAAAGAAGUGGCUGCCCAAGGACCGACCAGGCCAGUUCUUGUACAUUCGUCCUACAAUGAUUGCCUCGGACCCUGCUCUUGGUGUUGAGCGACCAAAGGAGGCGCUGCUGUUCGUCAUCCUGUGCUGCUUUGCGCCCAUGGGCGACAUGAGCGGUGGUAUCAAACUCCUCGCUUCUCAGGACGACAUGUGCCGUGCCUGGCCUGGCGGUUUCGGUUAUGCUAAGGUCGGUGCCAACUAUGGCCCCUCGCUUGUUGCUCAGGGCGAGGCGAGAAAGAGGGGUUACCACCAAAUCCUUUGGCUGUUCGGCGAUGACUGCACAAUCACUGAGGCGGGCGCCAGCAACUUCUUCGUCGUGUGGAAGACCAAGGAGGGCAGGCUUCAGCUCAUCACUGCGGAUCUGAACGAGCGUAUCGUCCUGGACGGUGUUACGCGUCGCUCCAUCCUCGAGCUUGCACGCGAGCGCCUCGUCUCUUCUGCGCCAUCGGACCUUGAGACACUCGAAGUUGUAGAGCGCAAGUUCAACGUCUUUGAGAUUGAGGAGGCAGCCAAGGAGGACCGUUUGGUCGAGGCUUUCGCCGCAGGUACGGCUUGGUUCGUUGCACCCAUCAGCCAGAUCCACUUCCGCGGCAAGGACAUUGAGGUUCCCAUGGUCAAGGGCGAUUCUGGCGCGUAUGCCAGCUUUUUCAAGAACUCGCUCAAGGGUAUCAUGUGGGGCAGUGACGGCAUGGAGAGCCACGCGUGGGGCCGUGUUGUUGACGAGGAGUAG
This is a messenger RNA of Pyrenophora tritici-repentis Pt-1C-BFP, 1344 nucleotides long. RefSeq names its product IlvE, Branched-chain amino acid aminotransferase/4-amino-4-deoxychorismate lyase. NCBI's taxonomy places the organism in Eukaryota, Fungi, Ascomycota, Dothideomycetes, Pleosporales, Pleosporaceae. Gene Ontology annotation, cellular component: mitochondrion. Gene Ontology annotation, molecular function: branched-chain-amino-acid:2-oxoglutarate transaminase activity. Gene Ontology annotation, biological process: L-valine biosynthetic process; L-leucine biosynthetic process. The record is from RefSeq and is a predicted model, not a curated record.